Messenger RNA from Pipistrellus nathusii (Nathusius's pipistrelle), 450 nucleotides. Lineage: Eukaryota; Metazoa; Chordata; Mammalia; Chiroptera; Vespertilionidae. The record is from the annotation of a GenBank genome assembly.
AUGGCAGCGGCCGCGGGGGCGGACUCGUUUUCUGGCGGCGGCUCCGGGGCCGUGCGGCUGCCGUCGUCGCCGCCCAUCAAGGUGCUGGCGGAGCAGCUGCGGCGCCACGCGGAGGGCGGCCCGGGCGCGUGGCGGCUGUGCCGGGCGGCGGGCCGCGCGCCGCUGGAGCUGGCGGCCGUGUGGAUGCAGGGCACGGUGGUGCAGGCGGGCGGCGGCACGGCGCGGCUGCGGGACCCGAGCGGCGCCUUCUCGGUGUGCGGCCUGGAGCGGGUGCCGCGCGGGCGGCCCUGCGUCGCCCCAGGGAAGUACGUAAUGGUAAUGGGAGUGAUUCAGGCCUAUAGCCCUGAGCCUUGCCUUCAGGCUGUGAAGAUGACAGAUCUUUCUGAUAAUCCCGUCCAUGAAAGCAUGUGGGCACUGGAAGUAGAAGAUUUACACAGGAAUAUUCCUUAG